AUGUACGCAAAUCGGGUACCAAAAGUGGAAGUGAUCACGUCACAAAACGCUCCUCAAGUCAUCGUCGCACCGCUGCAACAACAGCAACAGCAGCCGGUUGCGCAGCUCCCUAAUUUCAAAGAUGAUGAAAAAAUGCCAUUAUUUUUGAUCAAGCUAUGGAGUAUUGUCGAGGAUCCGCAAUACCAACAAAUCGUUCGAUGGGAUGAGCAAUCGUCACGUACGACUGAAAACUCCACAAAUGGUGGGCAAGCACAGGCUACAAUACAGUUGGUCAUGGAAGAAAUGCGUCAGCUGCGAGAAAAGCAGCGUACUACAGAUAACAAGAUGCAUGAACUUGUGAAGGAAAACGAACAGUUAUGGGAGCAGGUGACUUUAUUACGUGCACAACACAAUCGUCAGCAGCAGGUGGUGACAAAGCUGGUGCAGUUCCUUGUUGCAAUGAUGCAGCCGAAUUCAACGGUGGCGAAGCGUGUCAUGAAGAGAGGAGUGUUGGCAAUUGACGAGCCACCCCAAAAGCGUAUGAGAAUGAACCAAAACCUAAAUUCGAACAACACGUCUAAUCUGACCGACAUUCUUGAUCGGCUUCAAAGAGAAAUGCUGGAUAUUGGUGGUAUUCGUGGUGUUGCUGCUGCUGCCAGUCGCGCUGAUGGCCCAAUAAUUGCUGAUGUGACGGACGAAUGGGUCCCAGGUUCUUCUUCUGGUAGCCCUCAGGGACAGGCACAAAGAAAUAAGCAACCGUUUGGCAGCAACGCAUACAAUAUGUCUUCGAAUAUGCAAAUGGCUCCAUCAACAUCUACCAACAAUUCUUCCACAUCUGUCGGUUUGAACACUCCCAGAAGGGCCCAAAAUGGCGAAACUCCGGCCGCUAUUUCUGGAGCGGCACAGGAUUUCCAAGACUAUUUGAAUGGAAUUGAUCUGGAUAUUGACAAAUGCAGGGAUUUGCUGGGAAAUCACUGGGAUUUCAAUCUGUUUGAUAACGUGGACGUGGACGAAGAUCAGGAACAGGUGCAGUCUGACAAUCAACAGCAUGAAGUAAACGCCGUGAAUUCUUCAUACGGCGGCUACGGAAUGCAGAAUGGCAAUGCACAACAACCUGGCCUGUUGACGUAUCCUGGUCCACAGCUGGCGUUGGAGGGAGGCCCACUGACCACCGAUACAUACAGAAGAAACCCUCAGGUCGAAUUGGUGGAAGAAGAUUCACACGCUGAGGUCAAUCCUCAAUUAGAGUUCCCAUGUACGCCUUUGGUAGGAGCAGACGAUCUAUUGUUCCCUAGUACUCCUGAACUGCUUACACCAUGCACGAGUCCACGUCCGUAA
Ostertagia ostertagi is the source of this 1317-nucleotide messenger RNA. The record is from the annotation of a GenBank genome assembly. NCBI's taxonomy places the organism in Eukaryota, Metazoa, Nematoda, Chromadorea, Rhabditida, Trichostrongylidae.